GGCAACAGUUACCAUGACAACAGUACACAAACGGAACAGCCCAGCCUGAAGAGCCUGAAGUUAAACAGUCUGUCUAUGCCAAAUGAAACACUGAGCCAGACGGCAGAAGUAACCUCAGAGAUGUCAUCACCACAUCCCAAAGGACCAGAAAUUUCUUCAUGCAGCAUUGUUGCUUCAGAGACUGAUAGUGCUGCCAAGUCACGUAAACCAGACAUGAGGAGGAGGAGGGAGAUUCGACCGAGCCCAUUCAAAGUGCCAGACGGUAACAGCAUUUUCCUGCUGAGUGUAAAUGAAAGAGAAGAACGAAAAGAGGAGAUGCGCAAAUUCCUGGCUUUGCCAAUUGGUGAGAAGACGACCCACGCUGCUCGAAUGACGGCCAAGCUGAGGAAAGAGCUGGGAGAACAAGUGGAAGAGGAGGAGGAGGAGGAAGAAAAGGAGAAGAUGAAGAAACAAAUAAAGAGUAGGAAAGUUCUCCCUAAACGAACACAUGGCAGACAUGAGCUGAAGAUGGCCAUGUUGAAACGAGAAAACGUUACAAAAGACAGCAAACAUGACUUGAUCUCUAUGGAACGACAGAAGGCAGUGUUGGAGUUAUCUGUGAUGACGAAGAGGUCGGAGAUUUUGAGGAUGGACAAGGCCAUCGCGAAAGAGGAGGGACAGCUGAGACAGCUCGAGAAGAUCAUUGAGAGAGACAACCUCAACUUUGAAGAGUUCCUCAGGGACAACGAGAAGAAGUCUGUGGAGGCCAGGACGUUUUUUGAAAAGGAGGCAAAGUCCAAGCAGGAGAAGAAUGCUGAGAUCAAGAAAGUGACUGCUGAAAUAGGGACCAUAAGAAGUGACCUCGAAAGGUUAGAAGAAACCCUGAUAGACUACAAGAGAUACAAGGAGCUGCUGUUCCAGUUGUCUCCUCCAUUGUGGCAGGAGGCCCAGAGGACCAAAGCUUUAAAAGCUAAAGUCCCGUCUGAUGCUCAGGACAAGCAGAACAGGGAGCUUGAGGAGUCUGCUAUUAGGAACGGUUUGGAGAGCAAGGAUUCCGGUCCAGGUCGAGAGCUGCCGUCCAUCAGAGAGACCAGGAUGUCCUCAGCCUACAGCGACACAUUGGUCACAACCUCUAAACUGGAUAAUGACAGCUCAGAAUAUGAGGAUGAGCCAGAGCUGUACUUCACUGAUCCUCAGCAGCUAAUGGAUCUGGUGACAGAGCUGACGGAGCAGAACUUGUCCCUCAUUCAGAACUCUACAAGGGUGGAGGAGACACUGGAAGAGCUCCAACAGUCCAUGGAGACAACCAGGAAGGAGAUUGAAAAGGAUGAAGAGCAGCUAACACUGCAGAUAAAUGACAUGAACCGGAGAAUCGACACAGAGAAGGCCAGAGGCGCCAAGGUCAGACAGAAAGUUCAGCUCCACGUCUCGCUGAACACAGAAGAUCAGGAUGUGAUGUUGGAUGCUCUGGGCGAGAAGAUGGUGGAGGUCCACCGCUGCUGCGUGGAUGACAGGAUCACCAACCUCAGCACCUUGGAGAAGCUGGCCAGCAUUGAGAACCGCAUGUCUUUACUGCUGCAGGACCUCGAGAGCAUUCCUGAAGAAAGCUUAGAGAUGAUGAAGAAGAUCAAGGACAGCGAGAGGAGGACCAGGCAGCGUGAGGAAAAGCAGAGAGAGCAGAGUGAGAAACAGCAGGAAAGGAUGAGGAGGUAUUUGGAGAGGUCUCUGGCUGACUCCAAGAAAACAAGCGGGAGAAAGCUAAUGCCCAGAUGCAAGCCUGUUCACCAGAAAGUCCGAGUCAGCCACGUGGACAACACCCCUGCUGAAGAUGAGAUGAAUUCCUACCUCUUCACCUAUGACGACAUGGAGUAAAAAAAUAAAAUAAAUAAUGUUUAAAAUGUUGGA
Molecule: messenger RNA, 1884 nt
Organism: Sebastes umbrosus (honeycomb rockfish)
Lineage: Eukaryota; Metazoa; Chordata; Actinopteri; Perciformes; Sebastidae
Gene: cfap100
Product: cilia and flagella associated protein 100
Exons: 16
Coding region: 76-1851 (591 amino acids)
Source: RefSeq, a predicted model, not a curated record